AUGAAGAGAAGCAAAAAAUAUUUGUAUUUAUUACCAUUUCUCUAUUCCUCUCUCCUUCCUUCCAUUUCUCUCUCUUCCUCCCUCCUUCCUUCUUUCUCCUUCUCACUGUCUAUACUUCCUCUGUUCCUUUCACUUUUUGUUUCUUCCUCUUUCUUUUACUCUCACCUCCUCCUCUCUAUCCCUAUCUCCCUCUCUCGUUCUCUAUCCCUCUCUCUCUUUUUCCAUCUAUCUUUCUCUUUAUCUAUCCCUCUCUCUCUAUUCUUUAAUUGUCAAACGGGUAUUUAUUCAGAUUGUGUUAAUUACCAUUUCUCUAUCCCUCUCUCCUUCUUUCCAUUUCUCUCUCUCUUCCUCCCCCUUCACUUCUGUCUCCUCCCCUCUUUCCAUCCUUCCUCUUUUUCUUUCAUUUUCUCUCUCUCUCUCUUCUCCUCUCUAACACCAUCCUCCUCUCUACAUCUUUCUCUUUAUUACUCUCUCUUUUUCUAUCCCUCUCUCUUUAUCUACCUCCCAUCUCUGUCUGUCUGUCUGUCUGUCUGUCUGAUCUUCCUUCCUUCCUUCCUUCCUUCCUUCCUUCCUUCCUUCCUUCCUGUUAUCUCAUUAAAUUUCUCGUCAGGUUUUAUCAUUAGAUCUGUCCCUCAUGUUUUUGUCUUUGCCUCUUUAAAUUUUUUACGUGAAUUCUAA
Molecule: messenger RNA, 678 nt
Organism: Acanthosepion pharaonis
Lineage: Eukaryota; Metazoa; Mollusca; Cephalopoda; Sepiida; Sepiidae
Source: the annotation of a GenBank genome assembly